UCGUCAACGCCGGUUGGUUUCAGACUUUGAGUUGGUCGCGUCCCACUCGCGCGCGCGCGCAUUGCCGCCUUCCACCCACAGCACGGCUGCCCAGCAGCACGGAUGUCAUCCGCAAUGGUGGACGCCACCCUCGCGGCGCCUCCGCUAGACCACACCGCCCGCCGCCGGGCCCGCCCCGCCGCGCUCUCCAACGCCAACGCCAACGCUUGCGCCGGCGCCGGCGCCGUCGCCGCGGCCCCCAACAAGCCCAAGGCCAGGACAGUCGCCUCCCGCUACCUGACGCCCUCCCCCAAACCCACCUCCAUCUCCUCCUCCGCGUCGGCCCCUGCCUCGAGGCCGCCCGCCUCCACCGAGCGGUCGCGGCCGCCGCAGCACAUUGCCGUCGCCACUUCCGACGCCGCGGCUUCCUGCGGGAGCGCCACCACGACGACGCGGACGCUCGCGGUCGCGUUCCAGAGCCCGGCCUACUACCUGGAGACCAGCAGGGCGAGGUCCGCGGAGAAGAGGAGAUCCGGCGCCGCGGGCGCGGCCGCGCGGGCCAAGGUGUCCGACGCCAGCCAAAACACGUACCGGUGGCCGGCGUCGGCGACCCCGCCGCCGUGCGGGCACGACGCCCGCGCGCCCGCCAAGAGCCCCGGGUACUCUGCCUCGGGCAGGAAGGGGAGCGCCGCCGCCAUCUUCGGCGCCGUGCGGGCGGCGGUGCUCCACGGGACGCCGCGGCGCGCGUCGGUGGACGGUGCCAACGAGUACCUGCUGGCGCUGUCAUCCCACGACACGGACAGCGCGUCGUCCGGCGGGUCCGGGGACGGCAUCGCGCCCAGACGCAGCGUCGGCUCUGGGCCGCGACCGUCGCCGAGGACCGCCAUGAGCUCCUCCGCGCGGUUCACGCGGGACGCCAUGGGGAUCCACUCCGAACGCUUCUCCUCUGGAACAUUUCCAGCGCCGGCGCCGGUGAAGAAGAGGUCGCUGUUCAACGGCUUGCUGUCUUCGGCGUUCAGCAGGUCGUCUCUUAACCAGCCGACGACGAGCAAGCCGGUGGCGAGCUCGUUCAGGAGGACGGCGAGCCCAUCCCCGGGCCGGCGCUCCACCGACGCGCCUGUCUCUGCCGGGAACAUGCAGGGCAAGGCUUCUUCUACCGGCUGCGGCUUCGACGGUGGUGACACGAUGAAGUUGAAGCCCCCUACGGCGAUCAAGGCCGAGGAGGAGCACCAGCUGAGACUACGCUACACCCAGCAUUUGCAGUGGCGGCUCGUGAAUGCGCAUGCCGGCGCCGCGCUUUCUUUGCAGACCACGGCUGCAGAGAAAACCUUGAGUGGUGCAUGGAUUGCCAUCCUGAGGAUGCGCAAAUCGGUCGCCAUUAGAAAGAUGCAGCUACAGUUGCUUCGAAACAACUGCAAACUCAUGGAAGUUCUCAGAGGACAGAUGAAAUACCUGGACGAAUGGUCCUUUUUGGAGAGGGAUUGUGCUCAUUCUUUAUCAGGAACAACACAGGCCCUGAAUGCCACCGUCCUGCGCCUUCCUGUUUCCGAUGGAGCAAUGGCAGACAUUCAAGGGAUUGAAAAUGCUCUUAGAUCUGCAGUUGAUGUCAUGCAUACUCUAGGAAACUCAAUUACUGCUAGACUGCCUCAGUUAGCCCGGACGAAUGUCUUGGUAUCUCAGCUCUCCAGAGUUUUCGUUCAAGAACACAUUCUGAUAGCACAGUGCAGAGACUUGCUGUCAACACUAGCAUCAAUACACGUGAAGUACAGCAGUCUGCAAGCUCAAAGGAUACAGAUGAACCAAAGAAGGCAUCGGCAUUUUCAAUAGUCUCGAGGGCUCUCUCAGGCUAUACACUUCUCCAGUCUCCAACUGCAGAAUGCGGGUGUGGUUGGUAAAAAAUGAAACUUUGUUAAGUGCAGUAGUAACCGUUAGGAACAAUGUAUUGCUUUUGUAGCCCACCAAAGCACCAAAGUGUGUCAGAACUUUAUAUAUAGAAAUGCAUGA
Molecule: messenger RNA, 1983 nt
Organism: Panicum virgatum (switchgrass)
Lineage: Eukaryota; Viridiplantae; Streptophyta; Magnoliopsida; Poales; Poaceae
Product: QWRF motif-containing protein 2-like
Exons: 6
Coding region: 103-1806 (567 amino acids)
Biological process (GO): centrosome cycle; spindle assembly
Cellular component (GO): nuclear microtubule; cytoplasm; centrosome
Molecular function (GO): microtubule binding
Source: RefSeq, a predicted model, not a curated record